UUGCCUUAUGCUGCCAAUUCAAUUUUCUCUAUCUUUGCUGCCAUGGGUGAAAUUCCAAUAGUCGAUUUUUGGAAUUGUGGACUUGAUGUUGAAGAGAUUAGUGAUGAAGACUGCACAAAAACAGGCGAGGCAAUUUACCAGGCAUUUGCAAAAAUUGGAUUUGUGUAUUUGGAGAAUACUGGAAUAACAAGGGAACAAAUUGAUGAGGUUGAUUCUACAAUGGAUGAAUUCUAUAAACUGGAUGCAUCAACUAAGGAAAUAUAUGCAAGAGAUGAAAGCAAUUUUGGAUAUAUUGAUUUUAAUGUAGAGAGCCUGAACCCAAAGAGACCAGGAGAUUACAAAGAAGCAUUCAAUGUAUAUUAUACCACUGAUAGGAAAUGGCCUGACGAACACGUCCCAAAGUUUUCUUCUAAAAUGAGGAAAUUUUGCGAGCUAUGUCGGAAAUUAUCUUUGAGAAUUAUCAAAGUUUUAACCAAAGGAAUGAAGAUUAAAGACUCUGACUAUCUGAUGAAAUGUCAUUCCAGGAUGAAUGGAAAAGAUAAUUUCACAACAUUGAGAUUUCUUCAUUAUCCUCCCAUUCCUGAUGAUGUUACACUGAAGCCUGGACAAUUACGACUCGGUGAACAUUGUGAUUAUGGAUCAUUUACGCUCUUAUUUCAAGAUAAUGUGGGAGGCUUGCAGGUUGAAGGUUAUGACGGGAAGUUUAUAGAAGCGGUUCCAAUUCCAGACACAGUUCUUGUUAAUAUCGGGGAUGUUUUGCAAUUUUGGACAGAAGGAAGACUCAAAUCAACCAAACACAGAGUGAUGGUACCAGAUAUCCAGUCUGCCAGGAAUGUACAGAGAAAAUCUUUUGGAUAUUUUGUUCAUCCAGAUCAUGAAGUUGUUUUAUCAGGAAUUGAAUAUGGAGCUUCAUGUCUGGAUCAUCAUGAAAGAAUUGAACCUGAAUAUGAAGAACCUGUUACAGCAUUUGGACAUACUAAUAAUAGAUUUCAAAGCAGUUACAUCAAUUGAGAACCUUUUAUUAUUUGCAAACUAAAGUGAUGAAAGUGCUCUCAGACAAUUCUAUUACAUCUAAUCAAGAUAUUAAAUAAUUUGAAGAUUGCAGAUUCUCCAACUAAUUUGAAGUCUUAAGGCCUUUUCUGUUUGUGACUAGGGUUGAUCCAUUUUUUAAAUCAUUAGAGUAAUACUUACCUGCUUCCAGUUGGGGUCUAGGUCAGGGCUACUCAACUAUUUUUAUCUAAGGUCCGCAUACAAAACUUCAAAAUUAUUUGGGUCCAGUAUUUUCAGAAAUUAUAUUUCCGCAUCGUUGAACGCGCACCUUCUCGGCUGGCUAAUGAUUAGUAGCUAAUAAAAAUGUCUUCAUCAUGGGGUUAUAGUUCUUUUCAUAUAUAUUCAAAACUAUGAAAGUGUUUUUAUGAAAAGAAACUGCAAAAGCGGGGCUAAUGAUUCAAAAUAAAGAAUUAGUUGCGGUCCGAAUCAAAUACUCGAAAGGUCCGGACAAGGACCGCGGUCCGCCAGUUGAGUAGCCCUGGCCUAGGUCCUUGUUUAAUAGAGCCAGGUCGUUAGAUUUUACAAAUUUCUUGGGAGUUAAAUUUUAAUGUCUGUGAGUAUGUCCUCGUCAUUUGAAUGAUUGUAUAGUUUUAUUUUCUUGCCUUCUUUGCCCUUUGGUGAGAUUUUCGAUUUAUUUGUUGUUCUGUCUAUGGCAUUUUUGUAUCAGUGUUUUGUAAUGUAGAAACCAAGGCUGGGAAGGGAGCUUGAGCGACCAGAAAUUUCGGUGGCUAUAGUUCCUAACCAUCUGAAUAUUUUUUGAUAUUUCUUAUUUUCUGACACCUAAAAAGAAUAAAAUUAAAGUAAAUUUUGCUAAGCCCAUAUUUUCGUUUCAAUUCUAAUAUUUUAAUAAAGAAGUUUUGAGUUACAUUUACAGUUUAAUUUCCAAAUAUGAAAUCGUUGUUUCACUUUUGAAAAAGUUGUUCGUGACUGUUUCUUAUUUGUGUUCAAGCUUAAAAACCUCGAUGGUUGUGGAGUCAGAGCUGGAGCUUUAUUUCGACAUAAAAAAAUUGAAGCUCUUCAGAUAAAGCUACAGUUAAAAUUUCCUGCGGCUCUGUAACUGGAACCACCAUGAUUUUGAACCAGCUCUCCAGCUCUGGUAGAAACUAUUUAUCACACUUAUAUAUUGCCUGCUACGUUGCUCAAUAUUGUUCAAUGUGCAAUUUGAUUGUUCAAUCAUUAGCCAUUAUCUGUUGCACUUUUAUGUUCUGCAAUAACAGAAUAAAGAGAAAGAAUCCGGAUGAGUAUACUUUGUCAUGUUAUUUUGACAUGUUUCAAGUUAAAUUUUAGCAAGUAACUAAUUAUUUUGACUGCACGCUACAAGUUGAAUCGAUUUAUAAUUAUUUUUCUUCGUAUCGAUUUGCACUAUAUUGCCCUUCAAUUCAUACAGUGAUGGCAGAAGCGUUGUGAAACUAUUGUCAAACUCAAAUAUACAUAUUGUCGUUUGUCAAAAACUAAAUCAGAAAA
Molecule: messenger RNA, 2514 nt
Organism: Styela clava
Lineage: Eukaryota; Metazoa; Chordata; Ascidiacea; Stolidobranchia; Styelidae
Source: RefSeq, a predicted model, not a curated record